UGGCAGGCCGCAGGAUGGUGUCGAAUGGAACUUGAAAGAGUACGUAGUCAGGCAGUCAAUAACAAUAACACAGCACAAAGCUCGUCGAUCGCAAAGAAAGAAUAACAUCAUAUAAAAUAUUUAUUCUUCUUUUGCAUGAGACUGCAUACUCAUUAUUAAUUCCACCUUAAAUCAAUCUCAUUUGAUUCUCUUAAUUUCAAGAAUAUACAUAUAACCAAUUCUUGACCUCUCAUCAUCUCAUAUAUCAUGAAUUAUUCGACACCUCAAAAGGAAGAUAUUUUUCGAACGUAUAUGUAUGAUUACCUGAAGAAGCGAGGAAUGUUAUACGUGGCUGAAGUUUUCCGAAUUGAAGCCCUUGUUACUAGACAUCCUCCCUUUGAAUUUAAUCAACAUCCACAUGGAUUCUUGCAUGACUUUUGGAUUUUUAUCCAAAAUGGUAUUUUUAGCCCUAGCCUACAAAUGCCUCUUGGAUCCUCCAAUCAGGCCCUAAAUAUUGGUACAAUACCAACGCAGCAGAAUGGUAUUCAGAAUGGUUUUGUACCUACUAUACCAACGCAGCAGAAUGAUGUUCAGAAUGGUUUUGUACCUGUAAAUGUUGGUACAAUACCAACGCAGCAGAAUGGUGUUCAGAAUGGUUUUGUACCUGUAAAUGUUGAUCCUAUACCAACGCAGCAGAAUGGUGUUCAGAAUGGUUUUGUACCUGUAAAUGUUGGUGCUAUACCAACGCAGCAGAAUGGUGUUCAAAAUGGUUUUGUACCUGUAAAUGUUGGUGCUAUACCAACGCAGCAGAAUGAUGUUCAGAAUGGUUUUGUACCUAUAAAUGUUGGUACUAUAACAACGCAACAGAAUGGUGUUGUACCUAUUAAUGUUGGUAGUGUACCAAAAUUAAAUUCUCUACCGCAGCAAUAUGACGGUGUAGCUAGAAAACUAGGUACUGUACCAAGAUUAGAUUCUCUACGGCAACAAUAUGGUGUUGUACCUAAAAAUGUUGGUACUAUACAACAAUCAAAUCCUCUACCGCAGCAAUAUGAUGUUGUACCUGUAAACCCUAGUACUAGACCAAGAUUAGAUUCUCUACGGCAGAAGUAUGGUGUUGUAACUAAAAAUGUUGGUACUAUACCACAAUCAAAACCUCUACCGCAGCAACAUGAUGUUGUACCUGCAAACCCUAGUACUAGACCAAGAUUAGAUCCUCUACUGCAGCAGUACGGUGUUGCACCUGUAAAGGAUCCAGGUCCUACUAUAUGGGACACUAACUUUCAAAGACAUGGAGAAAAAUUUUCUGUUAAAUUCCUCAGUGGUUUUGAUACCAAUGACUCGCUUUCGUCCUGCGAUUUUUCGUCAGAUGGAAAGAUUGUGGCAAGUGGUGGGUUAGGGAAGAAGGCAAUAAUUUGCUACAUGGAUACUAGUGAUUGUGUUACUACAUCACAGUCACAUUCAGCUCCCAUCUCAGAUGUUAGAUUUCAACAAAAAACAACCAUAUUUGCAACCUGUUCCUAUGAUUACAAAGUAAAAUUAUGGAAUUCAAACAAACCUGGAACAGUAUUGUUUGAUCUUGUUGGACAUAAUGAAUGGGUAAAGUCAAUGGACUUUCAUCCAUUAGAAGCAAUUCUUUGCUCAUCUGAUAACUUUGAUGUACUUGAAGUAUGGGAUCUCAUUCAGUGUGUUAGGCUGAAAAACUUUCUCGUAGGGGGACAACAAGUAAGAUUUGAGCCUGUGUUUGGAAAGACUUUGGCGGUUGCUAAUGGAAAUGUUAUCAACAUACUUGAUAUUCAGUCUUGGAGAAUUCAAAACCGUUUUCAAGGACAUGACAAAGAAGUUCGUUCCAUCUGUUGGGAUGCACAGGGGCAAAUGGUUGCCUCUGUCACUGAAGAUUGUGCACGAGUCUGGUCAAUUGCGGUCCGUGGAAAAUGCAUGUUUGAGUAUCAAUCAAAAGGGAAGAGGUUUGGAUCCAUCAUAUUCCAUCCUAGAUACCCUGAUGUACUAGUUAUUGGUGGUGCUUUGAACAUGGAAUUGUGGAUUCCUGAGACAGGGCAAGUAUAUCUUUUUCCUGCACAUAGUGGACAAAUCACUGGAUUAGCAGCUUGUAAGCAAAAUGAAACUAUUGCAUCAUCUAGCAGUGACUCUACUGUGAAAAUAUGGAAAUGAAGUUCCAGUUUGUCUUUGUUUCUUGGUGUAAAUUUCCUUCCCUGCUUUAGGUUUUAGGAUUUGUUAGAUAAUUUUUCUGUAAAUGCAAAAAUUUGUUUGUAGCUAGUCAUAUAGUGAAAGAAAUUGUUUGGCUGUAGACUGAGGCCAGGCCGCCAUCUACUGUAGACAGUAGACAUGUAAUCAAAUUAAAUAUGUUACAUGUAAGAAACUUAUAUUCUUUGAUGUAAA
Molecule: messenger RNA, 2376 nt
Organism: Cicer arietinum (chickpea)
Lineage: Eukaryota; Viridiplantae; Streptophyta; Magnoliopsida; Fabales; Fabaceae
Molecular function (GO): transcription corepressor activity; protein binding
Source: RefSeq, a predicted model, not a curated record